GCGCGCUUAGUUUAUUUUUCUGCUUUGUGUCGUUCGUCCGAAUUUUAUUCCUGGAGCUUUUUUUUUUUCAUUCACAGUUGAUACAAGAUGACCUUGCAGUGGACUGCGGUUGCAUCAUUCUUGUAUGUGGAGAUUGGUGUCCUCCUCAUCUUUUGCCUGCCUUUCAUCUCAUCUCAACGAUGGCAAAGUAUUUUCAAGUGGAGCAUCUGGAACCAUCUUUCCCAGUUCUGGAACAAGGGCUUUCUCACCAUGAUAAUAAUCCUCAUAGUUCUCUUUCUGGAUGCCCUGCGGGAGGUGAAGAAGUACUCGACGGCUGACCAGAGCAAAGAUACCAAACUUCUCCCCAACAUGUUAGACCACAUGCACAUGAAGCUCUUCCGAGCUCAGAGGAACCUCUACAUCUCUGGUUUCUCGCUCUUCCUGUGGCUUGUCAUGAGGAGAGUCAUCACUCUGAUUAACCAGCUGGCCACGGCUGUGAACACCUGCACCGCUCUGCAAACUCAGGCUGACAGCGCCAACAAAGCUGCCAAGAAAUACAUGGAGGACAAUGAGAUGCUCAAACAGGCACUUACAGAUGAUAAAGGAGAAGGAGGGAAGACUGCAGAUCCAGAAGAGAACAGACUCCUGAAGAAAGAGGUGCAGAGACUGACGGAGGAUCUGAAGAGCAGCGCUGAUGCUCUGAAAAAGACAAAGUCAGAUUUGGACGCCAUGAAGAAACAAACUGAAGGACUGACCAAAGAAUACGACCGUCUCCUACAAGAGCACCAGGAGCUUCAGAAUCUGCUGGAAAGUGGCCACAAAAAAGACAACUAGCCAAGUAAACGCAUUGGAAACCUGUACGUUAAUGCAUAAUGAUGACGGUCAUGCUCAGUUCCUCACAUACACUCACCUGGUAGCACCACAUGUUAGGAGUUCUCUACAGUCGGUUCAUGACAUCACAUCCUGUCAAGUUUCCUGCUCACCACACAUUUGAAGAAACAGUUUUCCCAGUUUCCUGGUUUGAUGUUGAAGCGGUGCAUUGCUGUAUUCUGAGAUUGCUGCAUAAUGUGGCUGUCUGAAACCCAAUACUCAUUGAUGUUUACAGGAAACUGCAUGUAAUUUAGUCCAAAGCCUUAGUGACUGAUGUUUGCAUGUUGCAUUGAAAUACCUCGUGUUGCUUUCCUUCCGCUCUGCUAGAUUCUCUCCCUUAUUUUGUUUAAAAGUGCAUCAAACCAGGUUAGUCGUGCAACAUCCAGAAACAUGCAAACACGAGUCAAUAAUAGUACGAUUAAAAUACUUCCUGAAGCACAUUUCCACAGCAAUAUUUUCGUUCAUAUUUUCCAAAGAUGACAUAAUGGGAGCCUAUCUAAGAUCACAUACAUUACACGCUGCGUUAGUCAUUUGAUCAACUUUAAUUAAGAAGCAAAACCGUAUACACAUAAACAACAGGUAAGAGGUAAACAUCACAAUGAAACAGUCUGUUAGCGAGCGGUUAGUGUGUUUGUUCUCGAGUCUGGAGAGGUAGGUCAAUUACACCUGAGUUCAAAUGCUGUUAGUUGUCAAACAAAUGCUGAAAUGUGAAAUUCAACCGAUUUCACAGUCCAAUAGAGAUCAUUUCUUAAUUUUGAGUCCAUUUGAGGUAGAUGGUUUUGUGCUAUUGAUGCUUAACAUUGUUGAAUCUUACAAAACAUGUCCAGGACAUAUUGCACCCCAAAAUCAAAUUAUAUUUUGGAUAAAGAAAAUGAAAGUAUUACGAUUUUUUGUUGUUGUUGUUUUGCAUUUUUAUUAUAAUUUAUAAACGUUUCAUUACAACUAAGCACAUUUUGAUGGAAGCGUGUUUCUGGCAUGGGAUAAAAAUCAAAGGUAAUUGUGACUUUAACCUUACAAUUCAGACUUUUUUUCUCAGAAUUGCAAGAAAUGAACUCACAGUUGUGAGAAAAGAGUCAAAAUUGUGAGAUUAAAAUUAACGGUCAUCUUUAAAAAAAAAAAAAAAAAAAAAAUGUUAGUCUGUUUAUAUUUUGUAAUCGAUUUUUAUAUCUCUUCUUACAUUUUAUAUUUAUGUCUCACAAUUGUGUUUUUUUUUUCCUUCUCAGAAUUGUGAGAUAUAAAUGGCCUUCAGUUCUUAAGACUGCAAGGCCGAAAAAUGUCCAGAUGCAUUACACUGAUGAGAGUUGUUCAUUUUCUUUAUGCAAAAUAUAGCUUGCAUUUUUUUUGAUUGUAGGGUUAAAUCCGACCUGGACUUGUUUUGGUGAGAUUUUCUCUGUUAUUGGUGAGGGGCUGGGUAUUUUAUCUAAUUGUUUGCCUAUUCUAGUCUCAAAAUUACAAUUAAAACUAUUUAGACUUAUGUGAAGAUUAAAAGACUGUGAAAAUUAUCCUGCACUGUAAGAGAAAAAAAUAUUUUUUUGGAAUAAGAUUAUAAUUUUUUCCCAUUUACUGAAAAUUAGCCGUCACCCACCAUGUGGGCGCUGAAAACCAUGCUGUCAGUUCAUGCAUCUAUAAUGCACGAGGCGUCCACGCUCACUUCCUCUCCCUCAGACGCAGAAAAAUCAGGGAGAAAACUGAACAUGUCAUUGCUAUGCAAGAUGGGAUGGCUGGCUGAUUCCCUAAGGAUUGAAAAUGAAAUGGAAUGUCUUAUAAAGGGGAUCGUUUAUGCAUUUGUUGUAUUGGGAUCUUCUGUUAAAUGUGGUUCGAAUAUGCUAUUUUAUUAAUCUUAUGUUCUUCUAAUGGGAGAAAAAAAUGACCUGCCUAAGUGCCUCGUUUACAUCUUUCUGUGAUUGUAUAUGCCAUUUUCACGAUUAAAGCGAAAAACGCUGCUGAUUGUA
Molecule: messenger RNA, 2801 nt
Organism: Carassius carassius (crucian carp)
Lineage: Eukaryota; Metazoa; Chordata; Actinopteri; Cypriniformes; Cyprinidae
Product: B-cell receptor-associated protein 29-like
Exons: 8
Coding region: 88-813 (241 amino acids)
Biological process (GO): intracellular protein transport; endoplasmic reticulum to Golgi vesicle-mediated transport
Cellular component (GO): endoplasmic reticulum membrane; endoplasmic reticulum
Source: RefSeq, a predicted model, not a curated record